AGUUGAAACCAACUAUUCGCAUUGGUUCUAUCCGCACCAGGGGAUAUGGCGUCACCCGAGUGAUUUUGAUUUAAUCGUGGUGGCGACAUCAAAUCAGUAGUUGGCACAUCGCGAGCUGGUCUGCCACGAGCAAAAUUAUAUCCGUAAUGUCCACCCCGGAAUCGGCAAGAGUGGGCCUGGGAAGUAGUGCGGCCAGCAUGGCGAAUCUGGCCAAGAUCGUCAACCUAAUCGAAUCGAAUGUGAGGGCGGAGGAGGAGGACGAGGAGACGGAAAACAAGGGAUCAACCGGAACCGGAAGUGGCAGCAGCGUUCGCUUAGCCAGCAGCAGUGCUCCGCGUAGAAGCGCCUGUGCCACAUCAUAUGUGCCCAAAUCGCCGCAGCUGGAGGAGAUUAUGAUCGCAAAACCAACCUGCACCGAACGAUUUGCACGCUACUUCGUAAUCGUGAUCUACCUGUGCGGACUCUGCUGCCUGGGAUUCUUCCUGUCCAUUUAUCACAUCUUCUUUUGGGACUCGCGCAUGCCGCCCGUCUACAAGGGCCAAAAGAAAGGACCUGCCUUCGGCUAAAGACCGGGCGGGAUCAGAGAACUUAAUCCACCAAAACAAUCCUAACUAAAAGAAACGUAUUUUCGGUUUUGAUAAAAUUGUGAUACCCGAAAAAAUUGCCAUUCGCCUCCUAAACUCAUCGGAAGUGACCGCGGAGCAGUUCUACAAGCACAUCCUCGAGCAGUACCGCAUCCUC
Molecule: messenger RNA, 741 nt
Organism: Drosophila rhopaloa
Lineage: Eukaryota; Metazoa; Arthropoda; Insecta; Diptera; Drosophilidae
Gene: inaF-C
Exons: 2
Coding region: 147-566 (139 amino acids)
Source: RefSeq, a predicted model, not a curated record